Annulohypoxylon maeteangense is the source of this 1069-nucleotide messenger RNA. RefSeq names its product MRP-L47-domain-containing protein. Lineage: Eukaryota; Fungi; Ascomycota; Sordariomycetes; Xylariales; Hypoxylaceae. The record is from RefSeq and is a predicted model, not a curated record. The transcript has 2 exons. Gene Ontology annotation, cellular component: mitochondrial large ribosomal subunit; mitochondrial ribosome. Gene Ontology annotation, molecular function: structural constituent of ribosome. Bases 86 to 922 code for a protein of 278 amino acids. Gene Ontology annotation, biological process: mitochondrial translation.
CCCACGAUCAUAUUGAUAUCUAGCAUAAACUCAUUGGCGCAUCAACGCCGAGGUUCCUAUACGGUGCUGCUGAGGUAGUGCGUCAAUGGCGAUGGCUUCCUCGAUUCGGCCUUCAAUUGGCCGAAUAUUAAACCCCGCCGUGGGCCAGCAUACCGCAAACCCAUCCUCCUUCCUCGCCUUAUUCUCGAGGGUUACAGCUCAAAGCUGCCCCUUCUCCACGACACCAGAGCUCAAUGAGCGGCGGCCUCGUCGCGACAACAAUCGAUUACGUGGGUUGAGCAGUUUAUAUCGUUCCGGACCACGAGCCCGGAUGAACAUCGAGCCAAGCGAACUUCCCAAACCCUCGAAUUACAAGAAGGUAAUUGAGGUCGAUCCAAACCAUGGACUGUGGGAUUUCUUUUUCAGCAAGGAGAAGCUUCUGCCGACACCCGAAGAGAUCGAGGAAUACGGACGCGCAUGGACUGCUGAGGAGCUACGACAUAAGAGCUGGGAGGACCUACAUGCGCUCUGGUGGGUAUGCGUGAAGGAGCAGAACCGCAUUAUUACGGCUGUGCGAAUGUUCAAGACAUUUAGGUUCAAAGAUAAGACAAGUCUUUUACGUAGACUGGGAGAGGUCAAGAAUACCAUGAUGAGGAUUAGGCACGUGCUGACGGAACGAUUCUACCUAUGGGAGGAUGCGAGGGCCCUGGCUGUGUCGGAUCCGGAGAUCGAUUUAACCAACAUAAAGAACCCUUACACACCGAGCUCACAUGUCGAGGAAGAAUACAGUGAGGACCCAUAUGUAGAAGAAGACGCGGGGAAGGAGACAGCGACGGCGGAAGGAAAACAAGAAGGAGCAGAGAAGUCGGCCGCUGAAAAAGUCGAGCCGUCUACGAUCCCGGCUGAUGCUCCGGAGGCUCAGCAACCGUCGACGAAGAUAUAGCCGUUUGUACGUACGUAUUGAUACAAAAUAGAAGCUCUGAGAAGUGAGCGUGUAAAUAUGUACAUUAAGCCAAUGACACGCAUGAUACCACCAGUUUACAGCUCGGAAAUAGCAACAAUUGGUUAGUUUGGCUGGUUGACUUAUCGG